AGGGCUUGAGGAGUCACAGGAGGACUGGAGAAGUAAAGAUAGCAGUGAAAGGAGGAGUUGUAUAUCAAAAGAUUAAAAGGAGGAUUUGAGGACGAAAAGAGGACUCGGGAGUAAAAAGAGGAGCUGAGGGUUUUAGGAGAUGGAUCGUAGUGUCAUCCGGCUGACUCACUGUCAGAAGGAGAUCUUCUGUUUCUCAGUGCCGGAGGAAUGUCCAAGCUGUGGGGAGGAGCUGAGGGGGAGCAGACUGCAAGAGGCGCCGGUCAGCCUUCCCUCCCCCCUAACCAAUGGACACAAAACAACCUGCUGCCUGCUGGUCGCACCUGCACACAACAACCUCAACAGAGAGUUCGAUGGGAUGUCAGAGCUGCACACCGGCAUCUCCAACACUACAGGAGUUGUGUAUAACUACACACGUGGCGGAGUUUGUAAAGAUCAGAGUGGGUGGGAGCGCUGCGUCAGUGUUCCUCUGGUCCGACCCGACAUGUUCCACCUGCUGGCUCAGUGGGACCAGUAUCUGGACCGCUUCUCUGAUGGACCCAUGUGGGAUCCCGCCUGGCACAGGUUCCAUGAAGAGGACCAUAACUGCUUCAGUUUCUGUCUUCAGUUCAUUAACAGUGUCCUGACAGCAGAGGGGCGGAGCUCUCUGAGCAGAGACACCUUCACACACAGCUUCAUCCUGCCAAGGAUGAGGAGGGUCUCCAAAUACACAACGCUGUACCAACAUAUCCAGAGACACCAGUACUACAUGGUGGACAGACAAGUGGACAGACAGGAGGACUCACCAGUUAAAUCAGACUUAUUUUAGUAAUUUGGGCUUACAUCAUUGCACGGCAACAGACAACUUUGCAGACACAGAGACAGAAAUUCGGAUAUAAAAGAAAAGUAAAAUGUAAAUCACCACAAACCUCCAAACGAUCAGGAUGGAAAUCUGUACAAAUAA
Messenger RNA from Chelmon rostratus (copperband butterflyfish), 940 nucleotides. Its product is annotated as MKRN2 opposite strand protein-like. NCBI's taxonomy places the organism in Eukaryota, Metazoa, Chordata, Actinopteri, Chaetodontiformes, Chaetodontidae. The transcript has 4 exons. Bases 140 to 805 code for a protein of 221 amino acids. The record is from RefSeq and is a predicted model, not a curated record.